GGAUGGCUGAGAUGACCACGGCCCCCACUGAGACACACACUGUCCCGAGUGAGUACGGGGACUACCACAACUGGUCCGAGCUGUUCCACCUCCUGAACCACACCUACACCUACUGCGAGUUCAGCCUGGACGAGAACAUCAAGCGGGUGAUCCUUUUCAUCCUUUACCUGGUCAUCUUCGUGGUGGGCUUGGUGGAGAACCUCCUUGUCAUCUGGGUCAACUGGCAGACACGGGGCAACAAGAGCUUGGUCAACCUCUACAUCAUCAACAUGGCCAUCGCUGACCUCGGGGUGAUGCUCUCGCUGCCCAUCUGGAUGCUGGAGGCGAUGCUGGAUUACACCUGGCUCUGGGGCAGCUUCCUCUGCCGCUUCACACACUACUUCUACUUUGCCAACAUGUACGCCAGCAUCUUCUUCCUCACCUGCCUGAGCGUGGAUCGCUACGUGUCCCUGACCAGCUCCUCCCUCUUCUGGCGCCGGCACCAGCACCGCGUGCGCCGCGCCGCCUGCGCCUGCAGCUGGGUCCUGGCCGCCUCCAUCCCCUUCCUGGAGGUCGUCCACAUGCAGCUGGUCAACACCGGGGAGCCCAUCUGCAUCUUCAUGGCCCCCUUCGAGACCUACGACGAGUGGGCGCUGGCGGUCAGCUUGGCCACCACCACCAUUGGCUUCCUGGUCCCCUUCCCUGUCAUCGCCGUCUUCAACGUCCUGACCGCCCGGUUCCUCAGGCGCACCAAGCCGGAGAGCCGGCGGCACUGCCUGCUCAUCUACGCCUACAUCGUGGUCUUCCUCCUCAGCUGGCUGCCCUUCCACGUCGUGCUGACGCUGCUCACCCUCGACGGCAACCACAUCAUCCUCAACUGCACCUUCGCCCGCUUCCUCUACUUCUUCUACGACAUCAUAGACUGCUUCACGAUGCUCCACUGCGUCGUCAACCCCGUCCUCUACAACUUCCUGAGCAAGAACUUCCGCAGCAAACUCAUCUCCGCCGUGGUCAAGUACAUCCCCAAGGACCACGGCGCCCCGAAGGGCGCUGGCAACUCCUCCUCCACCACACAACACUCCAUAGUCAUCUCCAAGGAAAACAACCCUCCCAACUAAGGGGGGUCGGACCCUCCCACCCCCCGUGGUAGCGGCAGCGGCUCCCCAGGGACACUGGGAUCGGUUUUCCUGGUGAUGAGGAGACACUUUGCUUUGGCACAGCCUCUCUUGCCAGGCGCCUCCCACGGCAGGACAGGGUGCCGGGCAUGAGGGGAGGUGGUGCAGGAGCUACAGACAUCUUUCCUCUGCAGUGCUGCUGUGUCAGAUCUAUUUAGCUAAAGAAAGAAUCAGAGAGAUUCCCUGUUCCCCAAAUGAAACCUUUGCAGUAACAGUGAGUUGCUCCACUCGGGGACCAACACGACCCCGCCCCUGGGAUUUGAGCCCCGUGCCCCCCAAGCCCCAGGGCUGGGGUGCACGAUCUGCCCCACCACGGGUGUUUCUGCACCCCCAGACUGUCACCGACACCCCGAGCAGGAGAGAGGGAACCACCCUUUGGAACAAAAACCUCCCUCCCCGCCCCCAGAAACGCCCAGAGCCUGACCCUGGAGAGAUGAAGGCGAGGCAGCCGUGGGGGCUGAGCAGGGCACAGACCUGAGCUGGGACAGGGGAGGAGCGAUUGGGAUUCGAGAUCAGCAACUCCUUGAGAGCAGUUCCGCAAACCCAGCAGCAAAUUAGUGGUGGUUAAAUGGGAUUUGACUGGGCAGGGCCAGAUUCAGGGCCGGGAGCUGGGGUGGGUUCCCAGUUUGGGUCUCCCAUCCUGUCAAUCCAGCCUCCUCUGGAGCAUUCCCUUACAGGUAUUUAAGGCCACUGGGUGCAUUCCUCAACAUCAGCAGGCUCCAGCAGCCCUUCCCCUCCCAUCAAAGUCCCCGUGGGAGCGUGGGCACGUGCAGAAAUCCCCAGAGCUGGAGAGAGGGCUGGGCUUGUGCUCUGCAAGGAACCGGAGCAUCCGGAGAAAGUUCAUCCUCCUCUGGACUCUGAUCCCAGUCACGUGCUGCGGGUUGAGCCCUCGGCAGGGGAAGGUGACAGAGCGACAGGCCCCGGGGCCCAUAAAUCUUCCAAAGGCCUUGAGCUGCUCGAGAAACAUGCUGUGAAAAAAGCAGAGCAUAAGCAGUUCUGGGGGCAGGAUGCUGGCAGCACGGGGAGCAGGGGGGAGCAGGAUGUUCUGGGAGAAGCUCAGGACCGGGAGUUAACACGGAUGUGGGGUUAUCACAGGGCUGGCUGACUCUGCCAGUUCCAGGGGUCCUGCAACGGGCUAAAUCCCUAAAUACCACAGGGUUCCUUCUGCAGGGACAUUCCUUGGUCCCCCAGGGACACCGGCGCUGAGGGGGCAAACCAAAUCCGUGUCUCACACAGGAACCCUGGGAAGGCACCAGUCCCCUCACCCCAGCAAUUCCCUGUCCAGGGCAGCAGCUCGGGCUGUUCCCCUUCCUUAAUUCUGUUACUCCCCCAGGCUGAGGCUGAACUUGGGGGUCUGCACCCGCAGGACCCCACCACCUUCAUCCCCAAAUCCUCCCUGGGCUUCCCUUUGCCAAUUCCCUGCCACUUCCAGUGACCAAAUGGACGGCAAAUACACAACAACAAACCACCUGAUGUGUGCCAUAAACCAGGGCAACAAUAUAUUCGAGCUACUUAAAACAUGUAACAUUUGGUAUUUGACCUAUUAAACUUUACU
Molecule: messenger RNA, 2709 nt
Organism: Pipra filicauda (Wire-tailed manakin)
Lineage: Eukaryota; Metazoa; Chordata; Aves; Passeriformes; Pipridae
Gene: ACKR5
Product: G protein-coupled receptor 182
Exons: 1
Coding region: 3-1097 (364 amino acids)
Biological process (GO): G protein-coupled receptor signaling pathway
Cellular component (GO): membrane
Molecular function (GO): G protein-coupled receptor activity
Source: RefSeq, a predicted model, not a curated record